Ahaetulla prasina is the source of this 10805-nucleotide messenger RNA. RefSeq names its product fibulin 2 (gene FBLN2). The transcript is spliced from 18 exons. Gene Ontology annotation, cellular component: extracellular region. Lineage: Eukaryota; Metazoa; Chordata; Lepidosauria; Squamata; Colubridae. The coding region runs from base 364 to 3900 and encodes 1178 amino acids. The record is from RefSeq and is a predicted model, not a curated record. Gene Ontology annotation, molecular function: calcium ion binding.
CGGCCACUUGGGAAUAAGGAAUGUUGCGGGGAGAAGAGAUUCAUCUCUGAAUCAUCUUUCAUGCCAAUGGGAUUAAAGAAAGGCUUUCAGUAAAGAACUGUGAUGUCUUUCUUAUGGUUCCUGGUGACCACACAUUGUCCCAUUCUUGCUCAUUGCAGUAGUUAGUGCUUCACAGGGGUCCUGCAAUGGACAAUUACUGCAAGUAAGUUAAAAUGGAGGCUCUAGUUCCAAAACAGAAUCCAGGGAAAUAUUUCUGACCAAGAGCUGGAUGAACAAGACAUUCAAGGGGGUAGUAAAGAAAGGAAAAGAAGCCCAUUAAAGAUUAGAAAAACUGAAUGCUUGCCCAAGACAUUUAGGAAGAUUAUGGAUAGGCACCAAAUGUUUCAUUUACAUUGUAUGAACACUGUCCUUUUGGUGCUUAUUUGGACUGCCAUUGCAACAGCACAGAAGGAUUGUACAGGUGUGGAGUGUAAGCAGCCAGAAAAUUGCAUUGAAGAAGUUCUAGAGCCUGGAGAAUGCUGCGCCUCUUGUCUGCACAAUGGCUGUACUUGCGAAGGAUACCAGUACUAUGAUUGUGUGAAUGUAGGCUUUGUCAAUGGAAAAGUGCCUGAAGGACAGUCCUAUUUGGUCGAUUUUGGAAGCACAGAAUGUUCUUGUCCCAAAGGCGGAGGUAAAAUCAGCUGCCAGUUUAUGUUGUGUCCAGACCUUCCGCAGAACUGCAUUGAUGCUGUUCUACCAGCAGAUGGAUGUCCCCAAUGUGGAAGAAUAGGCUGUGUCCACGAAGACCAGAAAUACGCUGCAGGACAUACAUUCCAUAUGCCUACGUGCAAAGUGUGCCAUUGCCCUAAUUCUGGCGGUGACCUCAUGUGCUAUCAGCUCCCAGAUUGUAAUGAAUCCACGUUAACCUCCCCUAAUCCAUCUGAUACCAUGGAAGUAGAGCAGCACUAUGAUGAUCCCUACAGUUAUGACCAAGAGGCACCAGAAGGGGACACCACUCAGGUGGAGCCACCCAAAAAGUACUACAGUUAUUCAACACAAUUGGAACAAGAGAGCAUAGGCCAAGAACAAAGUGAGGAUUAUGACUACCUUGCAAGCAGUGUUACUCCACCUUCACUGACUCAGUCUCUUUCAGACCCGGCAAUGCAGCAACAAACCAGCACAAAUAUCCCGCUCCUAAAUCAUCCAGAAAACAGGAGCAACAAUGAAAAUAGCAAGGUCAGGAUGAAUACAAGCACAGGAUCAACAACCAAAGCACCACAAAGAUAUAAGAUGACCACUACAAAUAAUGUGUUAAAGGAAGAAAUCGUGGCAACAACAGAGUUGCCACAGAAUGAGGCAGAAGUGGAGAGGCAAAACGCGAUUAACCAUGAAAAAAUUGAGCAAGGAGAAAACUCUCAUUUUAGAAUCAAGCUAAACAUGAAAAAAGACCAGAAAUUAAAAGUACCCAAAUCGUUGGAUUUCAAGGAAUCCAAAAGAGAUAACUUCCCUGAAGUCAAAUUUAAUCCGACACCAUCAUCGCUGAUUGCCUUGAAAGAAGACCGUAAUUGGAUAGCCCCCAAACAAUCUCAAACACUUUAUCAUUACCAGCCUGAUGAAGACGUGGAUCCCAACUCUGUUCAUACGUCUUCCAAAUUAUCAGAAGAUUCAACAAAAGAUUUAAUUGAAACUUGCUGUGCUGCUGGACAACAAUGGGCUAUUGAUAACAAUGAAUGUUUGGAAAUUCCAAUAAGUGGAACAAGUGGUGAUAUUUGCAGAAUUGCUCAAAAGCAGUGCUGUGUCUCGUAUUUAAAGGAGAAUAGCUGCAUUGCUGGCAUGAUUGCUGCAAGAGAAGGUGAUUUAUGUGGAUCAGAUGAAAGCGAUACCUGUGGAGGAUCAUUUUAUAAGCAAUGUUGUGAUUGCUGCAUGUUGGGCCAACAAGUAAAAAAUGAGGGUCAAACCUGUGAGUCGAACCCAAAUCUUGGCUAUCCUUGCAACCAUGUGAUGCUUUCCUGUUGUGAUGGAGAAGACCAUCUUAUCUCUCCAGAACUGAAGAGACAGCCUGAACCAUUAUCAACAGUGACACCUGAAAAAUUGACAGAGAGAGAGGAUCACCACGAAGCCUUGUCAAUUAGUCAUGAAGCUGAAAUGUCAAACAGCCUGCCUGGGGAUGACCAGGAUGAGUGCCUUGCCUAUCCAGGAGAGCUUUGUCAACACCUCUGUAUCAACACUGUGGGGUCCUACAAGUGCUCAUGUUUCCCAAGCUUUACUUUGCAAGAUGAUGGACUCAGCUGCAAUCCAGAUUUUGAAGAUGAUGCACAAAAUACUGCCUUAGAGGAGAAAGCCACUCCAGCUCCAGAAGUUUUAAAUAUUCAACCUGCAACCAACAACACUUUACAAGUAGAACAAGAUAAAUGUAAAGAUAAUGGUCCCUGCAAGCACAUUUGUAAUAUGGUGGAAGGGGAAAUUGUGUGUUCUUGUUCACUUGGCUUUGUGCUCCUGUCAGAUGGUGCUUCCUGUGAAGAUAUUAAUGAAUGUGUAUCAGAUACUCAUACUUGCAAGAGAGGAGAACAUUGUAUCAAUACAAUUGGAUCAUUUACAUGUCUUCAACAACUCAGCUGCCAAUCAGGAUAUGAAUUUAGGGAUGGUGAAUGUGUUGAUAUUGAUGAAUGUGAAAGAGGAACUCACAGCUGCAAAAUAAACUUUGCAUGUCAAAAUACAAAAGGAUCAUUUUACUGUGAAUCAAAGCAACGAUGCAUGGAAGGAUUUUUACAAGAUCCAGAGGGAAACUGUGUCGACAUUAAUGAAUGUACAUCACUUCCUGAGCCAUGUAAGGCUGGAUUCAAUUGCAUCAAUACUGUUGGGUCUUACACUUGUCAGAAGAAUCUCUUAAUAUGCAGCAGGGGAUAUCAUUCAAGUGAAGAUGGAACCAGAUGUGUUGAUGUUGAUGAAUGUCAGUCUGCCACACACCGCUGUGGAGAAGGACAGAUUUGUCACAAUCUACCUGGAGCCUACCGCUGUGAUUGCAAGAUGGGAUAUCAGUAUGAUUCAUUCAGCAGAACUUGCAUUGACAUAAAUGAAUGCUGGAAUUAUCCAGGCCGACUCUGCCAGCAUUCAUGUGAAAACACCCCUGGAUCCUAUCACUGCUCAUGUUCUUCUGGAUUUCGCUUGGCUUAUGACAGGAAACAUUGUGAAGAUGUCAAUGAAUGUGACAAUAACCCAUGCAGUCAAGAAUGUGCUAAUAUUUAUGGUUCCUAUCAGUGUUACUGCAGGCAAGGCUACCAAUUAGCAGAAGAUAGUCAUUCCUGUAAAGAUAUUGAUGAAUGUGCCCAAAGUGCAGGCAUCCUGUGUACUUUCCGCUGUCUCAACGUGCCGGGGAGUUAUCAGUGCGCUUGCCCCGAUCAAGGAUAUACAAUGGCCGCCAAUGGAAGGACUUGUCGAGAUAUUGAUGAAUGUGCAAUGGGAACCCACAACUGUUCAUCAGCAGAAUCUUGCUAUAAUAUUCAAGGCAACUUCCGAUGCCUUUUAAUUGAGUGUCCACCGAACUACAGAAAAGUGUCUGACAUGAGAUGUGAACGUAUCAACUGCUUCAACUAUUUGGAUUGCCAAAACACUCCGCUCCGCAUUACUUAUUAUCAGCUUAAUUUCCAAACAAACAUUGUUGUUCCAGCUCACAUUUUCCGAAUUGGUCCCUCGCCUGCUUAUGCCGGAGACAACAUAAUCCUUACAAUCAACAAAGGAAAUGAAGAAAACUACUUCAAUACCAGAAAGCUUAAUUCCUAUACCGGUAUAGUGUAUCUUCAGAGGCAAGUGAGGGAACCCAAAGACUUCUUGCUAGAUGUUGAAAUGAAGCUUUGGCGUCAAGGAACCUACACAACCUUUCUGGCCAAAAUUUAUAUUUUCAUUACAUCUCAUGCAUACUAAGAUGGAUGUAUUACUGUUGAAGCUCAUUGGUGCUAUUUUUUUUUUUUUUAAAUUUCCUGUCAAAGCUUGUGGUAAUAGAAAAAAAAACUGAUAGAAAAAUAUAACCUUUUGUAUUUUUUCUAGCUCCCAAAAUAUCUUUGUUUUUGUAAAAUUAACUUAAAAUGUAUUAACCUGUUUCUCUUUUAACUCUGAAUGUUUAUCUGAGCAAAAUAAGGUUGUUGAGCUUUGAUGCAAAUAUGUACAGUUGUUAUGCUGUCCUUCAAAAGUUAUUUCGAUAUUGCACCAAUGACAACCUCAGAAUUAGUUACCAAGGUUGGGGGCAUGAUCUAGCCAAACUUAAAUAGUCCAGAUAGAUGGAUUUCAAAGGGAAAAUAAAUAUGUAGCUGUUAAAGUCAAUUGUAUUUAAAAGAUGCUCAAGUACAAUUCAGUUGAGCUGAUGAGAGGGCAGAAGGCCAAUUCCCAGUCUUUAAAACAACAAAAAAUAGAGAAAGAAAUUGCAUGUCAGAUAGUGAUUUUUUCUUCAUUUACUGAAUGUAGUUUUAAAGAGACAAAAAUCUUCCUUUGCUGAAGAUGCCCAUAAUUUGUGAUGAAAACUUGCUGUGCCAGUCAAAUUCUGUCUUUAUCCCUCCAUCCUUCUGUAACACAUUAGUGAAUCAGAUAUUGAUCUGUCCAUGUGUUUCCCCCUUCAUUGAUAUCCCCAUCCAGUUACUAAAGCUGCUGCCUCCUCUGUUUAAGUUGGAAAUUAUGGCUGCAGUGCAGAGGAACAAAUAAGUGACCAGGAAUAAGUCUGACCAAAUUUAAUAUGCACAUAGGCCUCACAGUUAAUUCACCUAAAAAAAAAAACACUUCCUCAUAUAGUAUUUAUAUAAUCAAUAUUUACUUUUUCCAUACCUUAGCAAAUGUCACUGUGAGACAUUUUCAUAGAGUUGCCUUUCCAUCUUAUUCAAGGUUAUUAGUGCUCUUAUACCAUAGGAUGUGAAGGCUACCCAUAACUUCUGAGACUUGCUACUUGCUGUGCUUCUAAAUUUUUGGGACUGGCCAUGCCAGGAGAUAUAGACAUAUAUCCUCCUUUCUAGUAUGUUCAUGCCAGCACUAUAGGUAGACCUCGACUUACAACUAUAAUUGACCUCAACAUUUCUGUUGCUGAGUGAGACAUUUGUUGAGUGAGUUUUGCCCCAUAUAACGACUUUUCUUGUCAUGCUUUUUAAGCAAAUCACUGUAGAUUUUAGAUUAGUAAUUUGUUACUAAUUUGUGCUUGUUAAGUGAAUCUGGUUUCCCCAUUGACUUGGCUUGUCAGAAGAUAGCAAAAGGUUAUCACAUGACCCCGGGACACUGCAACCUUCAUAAAUAUGUCAGUUGCCAAGUGUCUGAAUGCCACAAUGCUCGUAAAUGUGAAAAACUGUCAUAAAUCACUUUUUUCAGUGUCCUUGUAACUUUGAACAGUCACUAAUUGAGCUGUUGUAAGUCGAGGACUACCAGUAUAAAACUGGUACCACACUUUGUUGGCCAAUAAAAUUGUUGUAUAAAUCUCUCUUUGGUCCAAGAAAUACAUGAAGGCUGAACAUCUGUGUCAAUGAAUAACAUAGAGCAGGGGUGUCAAACUCAAGCUGGAGGCUCCCAAGAGCCUUCUCAGCAAAUGCUGAGAGUCCAGGGCCCUGAGCCUCAUGAUGGAGACAUGUGGUUUUCUCGCUGUAGCAGCUUGCUUUCUGUAAGAAGCCUCACAAAAGAUAACAUACAUUAGCCAUCAUCAUUUGAAUCCAAGAAAGUCCUGGCAUUUAAUUCCUUGAGUGUACUGGGCUAGCUUGAAAAGAAUGGCUCUUCUUAGCCACUCAAGUUGCAGAGUACUAAUGCUACAAGCAACCACUGUUAGAGAGAAUGUCAGACAGACCCUAAUCCUAGCCCUAGCCCUAAGCAACGUGAUUAUUUACUCAGAAUAAUUUCUUUAUUGUUGCUCACCCAUAGAAAGAAUCUUACCAGAUUAAAGCACAAUCUGCAUAAUUAUCAGACAUGCCCUGUAAAUAUCUAGGGAGGGUCCACUCUGGGCCUCCUCCUGCAUACCAAGGAUUCUAGGCUAAUUUGCCUUUUAGCUCCUCCUGAAAGAAUCCUUUCCCUCCAACAACUCUUUACCAGACUCUAUCACAUACAAGAGAACAAGAAUGGGUGAUGUGUCCUUUAUGCUGCCAUCUAGUAGCUCAGACUUUGGCACUCCUUUGACCUCUCUUAAGGAUUUUUCCCCCUCCCUUGUUAUUCUGUGCUGGGGAACCAUGGCUGCCUGGAAGGAAAGAGUAGCCAUGUAUUUAACUCAGGAGGAUGCUUACCUCCAAAAGCCAUAGUGAGGCAUGUUGUAUGCAAGCAUAUCAGUCUGUGUAACUUGUCUUGUAAAUAGCAAUUUCUAUCUCCUUCUAAACAAUUCUUCAAGAUAGAACACCCAUUUCUGAUCUUGCACUCAACACAGAUGAACAUCUCUGAAGUAGUCCAUAUUGUGAUGGACCACAGGCACAAUGAGUCUGUAACUUAAAUGCCAUUUAUUUGGAAAUUAUCCCAUUGAGUACAAACUAGAAUUAUUUCUGAAUAACAUAAAGCAGGGGUGUCAAACUCAAGACCUGAGGGCCAGAUCUGGCCCAUGGGGUGCUUAGAUCUGGCAAUCAGGGCUGUCUUGCAAACAGCGAAGGGCUGGCCCAUGGUGCCUCUGCCAGCAAAAGCAGAGCUCGGAAGGGGGCGCAUGCCCUAACCCUCCUCAGGUCCAUUUUCAUUGGCAGAAAGCUGCAGGAGGCAGUUACAUUUAAUAAUAAUAAUAAUAAUAAUAAUAAUAAUAAUAAUAAUAAUAAUAAUAAUAAUAAUAAUAAUAAUAAUAAUAAUAAUAAUAAUAUUUUAAUUUGUAUACCGCCCUUCUCCCGAAGGACUCAGGGCGGUGAACAGCCAAAAUAAAAUACAAAAGAAACAAUACAUACAAUACUAAAAAACAACCCUUAAAAAACUUAUUCAAAUGGCCAAAUUUAAAAUAUAACACCCUAUAAAAUUGACAGAAAUUUAAAACCCAUAAAAUCAAAUUAAAAUUUUUUUAAAUCAAGCCAGUCCAGCAAGGUGGAAUAAAUAGGUUUUAAGUUCGCGGCGAAAGGUCCUAAGGUCAGAUAGUUGUCGAAGUCCAGGGGGAAGUUCAUUCCACAGGGUAGGAGCCCCCACAGAGAAGGCCCUCCCCCUGGAGGCCGCCAGUCGACAUUGUUUGGCUGACGGCACCCUGAGGAGUCCCUCUCUGUGAGAACGCACCGGUCGUUGGGAGAUAGAGGACGGCAGUAGACGGUCCCGUAAGUAUCCCGGUCCUAAGCCAUGGAGCGCUUUAAAGGUAGUAACCAAUACCUUGAAGCGCACCCGGAAGAUGACAGGUAGCCAGUGCAGUCUGCACAGGAUAGGUGUUACAUGGGAGCAGUAUGAAAAUGGACAUCAAGCUGGCCACUCCCCCACACAACCCCUGAGGUCAAACACAACCCUGAUGCCCUCAAUGAAAUCAAGUUUGACACCCCUGACAUAGAGGAUACUCUGUCAUUCACCUACUAUUAAAUUUUUUCUUUUCCUUGAUAGUGAUGCACACUUAACAGACAAUCUUUAAUUUAAAAUUAAAUAAGGACUUAACACCAAGAGGCAGUUGAUCUAUACUUAAAACUGAAGUAAUUUCAGGUCCAAAGAAAACAAUGGAUGCACGGUGCUUUCUUGUUGAAAUAUAGCUUGCUAAUUGGGGCAUUUGCUUGACUUCAAUUUUAAAUUCUAUUCUGAAGGGACACUUUAUUUUCUAGGAAUGUUAGAUUCAGACAAGAUGUAUUAUAAUUUUUCAAGGAAAUAUCAAAGAUGAACAAUGCCAAACCAAGAUACUAAAAUGUUACAAUAUUGAAUACCUGAUUGUAUUGCAUGGUUAUCCAAUUAAGAUAAACUUGAAGUAGAGCGGUAGGUAUGUUUUCUACUUUUCUAGCUUGAAUUGCCCAACAAAACUGGAAGACUAUUUGGCAGUGUAUGUAGACUAUAUCACAUACUAAUAGCCCAAUGCAAAAUGUACAUUUUUAUAUUGAUCUUACUCUAUAAAAAUAACUGAAUAAGAUUGAAAUCUAUAGCCCAUAUGUGCUAAUAGAUGCCUUAAUCAAAAGAUUUGUAGAAAUUUACAAAUGAACAGUGAUUGUUAAAAAUAAAUAUUUGGGUUUUUUAGAUAAAAUAGUUUCUAGGAUUCAACUUCUAUUUGAAUAUUCCUUAACUUGGUUAUGUAAAAGCUAACUUUUAGCUGUUUGCUAAAAGCAUAGCUAUAACCCACAUCUUCAUGUAUUUGUAUAGCACCCAUUUUUGGUAUGAUUGAAAUCCUUUGGUAUGUUUGAAAUAUUUUCCUAAUUGUGAAGAUAGUGCCUUCCUCCAACUGAGCUUAGCUGUUGAUAAGUUUGGUCACAUCCAUGGAAUUUUUUUGUGAAGAUAGAAUCACAGCCACCUCUGAAUUAUUUAUUUUUUGAUUUCCAGUCUAAUUCACAUAUUUUCUGGUGGCAUCCUCUUCAAGAAUUAAUCAGGUCCCUGGUUAGUGUUUUCCAAGAUCCGUUAAGGUCAGCUUGAUGCUGUACCUGGUAUGGCCCAGUGCAGAAGUGCCAAACUUGCAUCAUCACAGCAGCAGCGUGUGACGUAUUGCAACUUUUGCAGCCCUUUGUACAAUAAGUUGCUUCUUUUCAACACUGUUGUGACUUUAAAUGGUCACUAAAUGACUGGUUGUAAAUCGAGGACUAUGUAUACACACAAGGCAUGCAGUACUCAAAACUGAUUCUCAUGAAAUAUUGUAUAUGAGACCAGUGGUGAGAUUCAGCCAGUUUGCACCACUUCGGGAGAACCGGUUGUUAACUUUCUGAGCAGUUUGGCAAACUGGUUGUUGGAAGAAAUCAUUAGGGCAGAGAACCGGUUGUUAAAUUACUUGAAUCCCACCACUGUAUGAGACCCAAAAGAAGAGCGAGUGUGAAUUCAAUUUAAAUUCAGGAAUUUCAGCAACCAGCACGUUUUUCUUAUAGCCCUGCUGUAACACAAAAAUCGCUGUAUGUUAAUAUACUAGAAAAAGCAUCCAUCUUUCAUCCAGGAUAUUUCGGUGUUCAAUAUUGUUCGCACCUUUCAUAAAAGCACUGAUUUUAUUGUCAUUCUAUUAGGUGCCAAAGGAUCAAUAAAAUUAUGUGGGGGCAUUUGAUUUCCAAAAGUAAAUGUUACAAUUUUUUUCCUCCAAUUUUCAGACUUUUAAGUGUGGAUAAUUAAGAAAAUGGAGCACAGUUUAAUAUGUAUUAUUUAGCAUAGACCAGUGAACUCAUCCAAAGGGAAAUGAGUCCUUUUUUGCAUUUUUAAUGCAUUUUGAACAAAAAUAGGAUGCUCAUCGACUUCUCCCCUCUGCAGUGCAUUGGCCUAUCUGUCUAAGUACUUGGGUCAAAGGAAGAAAAAGUGGUGAGAAAAAGAGGAAAGCCAACUCUCCCUUCUUUCUUGACCUAUGUAAAAUCAGCAGUUCACAAGAAAUGGCAACACCUCCACAAUGGUCUUUCUCCAAGACUCCAUAGCACUGUUCUGCUUAGAAAAUAGGAAAAUGCUAUUAUAGCAUAUGGUAUUCAUAAAUUGGUGCCCUGGGUUAAAUUACCCUGAAGAGACCAGUUGCUAAAGUGAUAGUAUGAGAAGAAAAAGGAAAACCAGGGUAUUAUCAUGAGUUUUCCCCCAGUAUGGUGUCUUUCAACCUGAAAUAAAUAAAUAAAAAGUAAAAAAGGGAAAGUAAAGCAGUGGUGAAAUCAAUUUUUUUUUACUACCGGGUCUGUGGUUUGGUGGACGUGGUGUGGCUUGGUAGGCGUGGCUUGGUGGGUGUGGCAGGAAAGGAUACUGCAAAAUCUCCAUUCCUUCCCCACUCCUGGGGAAAGGAUAUUGCAAAAUCUACAUUCCCACCCCACUCUGGGGCCAGCCAGAGGUGGUAUUCGCCAGUUCUCUGAACUACUCAAAAUUUCUGCUACUGGUUCUCCGAAUUGCUCAAAAUUUCCUCUAUUGGUUCUCCAGAACCUGUCAGAACCUGCUGGAUUUCAUCCCUGAGGUAAAAAUUUCUUCAAACUUAGUUUGACACUUUGUGACUUCAUGGUUAUGUCCAUCAUAUACAAACAAAACAAACAAAACAAACAAUUUGCCAUUGCCUUUCUUGUACUGCACAUGUUGUUUCUCUCUUCUCAUUCCGUCAAGUUUUCACAUUUAAAAGAAUGUUUCUUUUAAUGUCACUGCAAUUUAAAUCCUUUAACUGUUGUCCUGCCCACUGCUGCACCCAAGAACAACUCUGUUGUCUUCCAUAUGACAAUAUUUCAAAUACUCUCCCUUGGUCCAUGUUGAGCAAUUUCUUUAAGCCACAUCAUUAUAGACAAUUCAUAUUUAACAAUGCUCUUCUUAAAAUAUGAAAUCCAGAACUGGACAUAAUAAUCCUAAAGUGGUUUGGGAAUAAAAUAACGAUUUCUCCCUAUAAUCUUGAUACAAGGAUUUUGUUAAAAUGCUUUAUAACUUGAAGCCAAACUACAUUCCUUUUGUAGCAGCAUUUCACUUGUGGAUUAUAAUUAUCACAAUGAUACUGUCAUUCACUAACCAUAUGCAUGUUUAUUGGGAAGUAAGCUCUAUUAAAUUUAAUUGACCUUAAUCCAAACUAAAUGUGGAAAGGGAUGUAGCCUAAGAUGCCCAAAUGUUUUGCACAUGUGUUACUGCCAAGCCAGCUCAUUCUUAGAUAAUAAUGCAGUUACUUUGCCUGUAACAUGAUUAGCAAAGCACUUCCCUCUUCAGGCACGAUCAGCUUUGCCAUACCUUAAUCCUCAGACCAUGUUCAAUUUUUUUUAAAAGGAAAAUGUCACAAAGAAGACAGCUUUAUUGUUCAUUCUUCCAUGCCUAUCCAU